AAGUGAAAACUCACAUUUAACUUAAAUAAACUCUUCAAAAUGUUUUAGAAAAGGAGGCAUUGUACAAAGAAAAAACACACAUCACUGCUUUGGUUUUCAUUUAUUACAGACCUCAUAACAGAAAAUACUAGGAUAACCACAAAACAAAACAUUGAUCUCUAUGCUUAACAUGUACCUUGCAAGUUGGGCCAGUGUUUGAAAAGUGUGAAGCACACCUCCAAGUCGCGGUAUACAUACUGGUCUUUUGCACUUGCAUGUCACCUCUGAAAAGCAAUACAAAUGUUUCUCACAAUUGGAGUAUAUGAGCUAUCGGUUUUAUCAGAAAAGUAUAUAUACGUAAAAAUUCUAAUAACAUGAAUUAUUCAUUCAUAAUCCAGUUAUUUCAUCCAUGUUUUUAAAAUAAUUUCAGGUAAUGAAAGAGAUAUCAUUGAGCAGUAAAUAGUUAAAUAGAUAGAUACCUGGCUGUUCCAAGUACCAGUAUUUCAGUUUUUAAAACUUUUUUAUUGUUGUUUUGAACCCAGCACAAAGACAUGUCUCCCAACUGUAACAUUGCUUUACACGGUAAUAGUAAACAAAGACAGUUAUUCUUUAAUUUGAGAAUCUAUUAAAAAAAAAAAGUGUUCCUGUACCUUAAAUGCUGUCACAAUAUUUACUUCAGUUGCCUUGUCACAUUUUAUAUCAUUUAAAUAUAUGUUAGUGGCAUAAAAUAACAUUGCUUGGUAUAACAUUACGGUAUAACAAUAGAGCAUUAUUUGCUUGGCAUAACUGCUUAGUAACUGGGCACUACAGAAUUGUACUUAUUUCAAAUCCAUUAAAGAAAAUACCCUAAUGUAAAAGUUUACCAAACAGGUCAGCCAAGUGAGGUAUAGUAAAGCAUAUUAAAAACAGGAAACCCUAGUCAAUUUAAAUGUUUAGAGGGGGGUAGUUGUACAUGAAUGCUGCAAAAAGCGCGUGAAUUGCCUAAAGUGAAAUUCUACUGUUUUUACAGCCAUACUUCUAAUGCGUGAAUGACAAAUAUGUUGGUUUUCUUAAAAUUCCACACAGAUAUUUCAUGCAUUCCUAAAACACAUUCAGUGGCAUUUUGUUUGGAAUAAUUGUCAAAACAUCACUGAUGUUUGAUUGAUUUGCACAUCGUUCGUAAAACCACUUUGAAGAUAUGUGAGUGCCAUUUAGAGUAUGGAGUUCAAUAACCCUUAUAUAAACCAGUCUAAUGGUAAGUGAAGUUUGUACUAAUAACAUGCAUAUACCAGUUGCAAUUAUAUUUACAGAACUGUUAUCUAACUAAUUCAUCCAUAUCAAUACAUUAUCCUUGACAGCCGAAUGUAAUUAACAGAAGCAUUUAGAUUUAUCUGGUAAAAAGUCUGAUAUAUGGCAGUAUUGUGACACAAAGUGCUACUGCUUUACCAUGAGCAAACCUUACAUUUUAAAAUUUUUAAUACAAAUGCUCUACUCCUGCACUUUUUGUAUCAGUUGUCUAAGUAUAUCAGAAGAAUGCUAGAACACAAUAUUUUAAAUGUUGUCUCAAGGCUAAACCAGCCAUUUCAACCAAGAACAUAGCCCUAGUCCAAUUAUAACAGCCUUACUCCCCCCACAAACUGUAUAAUACAAGUCUGCCUCAGUUCUAAAUGGGUCAGUGCUUUGAAUGUUUUUCUGCACCGUGUCAAAAAAUAUGUUUUUUUAGAUCAAGAAUUUGAACAGCUUGAUACAGAGAAAUACAGGGCCACAUUUAAUUACAUUUGCAUGGAAACUACUGACACAUGACAACACAAUAACAGAAUUACCUUUGAAUGGGUGGCUUCACUAAAGUCAAACAAUUUCCCUGAAGAUGUGCUGGUAAAAAAACGCUUGCACAAAUGUAUCAGGAAAUGGCACUGUUAUCCAGCAGCAUGGACCGGCAGUUUUCAACCUACUCAUUUAACCCACUUGAGAACAUGCAUGAGAUCCGCACAAAGAAAGGGGUCUUUUACAAAAAAGCCAAGCUUCUCAGUCAAGGGGAAGACCUCUACUGCAUAUCCCACUUGGAGGACAACAGGACAGGGUAUGUAAUCAUUAAUGUGGGGGGGAUCAAGUAUAGGAUUCCCUGGACCACACUGGAGGAGUUUCCUUUAACCAGGCUGGGGAAAUUAAAAACCUGCAACAACUACGAUGAGAUAAUGGACAUCUGUGACGACUACGAUGUGAGCUGCAAUGAGUUUUUCUUCGACCGUAACCCAUGUGCCUUUAGGACCAUCAUGACCUUCUUAGCAGCCGGGAAGCUCAGGCUCCUUCGGGAGAUGUGUGCCCUCUCCUUCCAGGAGGAGCUCCUCUACUGGGGCAUUGAGGAGAAGAACCUGGAGUGGUGCUGCCUGCGGAAACUGCGCCAGAGGGAGGAGGAGUACGCUGAGGCCAAGAGGGAUGAAGAGGAGGUCUUUCCAGUCACUGAAGAACCACAGAGUGCCUUCCAGGAAGAUGUCCAGAUGGGCGGCUACAUGAAGAAACUCGGGGACAUGUUGGAGAACCCUCAUUCAGGCCUCCCUGGGAAGAUCUUUGCUUGUCUCUCAGUCAUCUUUGUAACCAUCACUGCUGUGACCUUGUGCAUCAGUACAAUGCCAGACCUCAGAGAAGAAGAAGAAAGGGGAGAAUGCUCCCAGAAGUGUUACAACAUCUUCAUUCUGGAGACGGUUUGUGUGGCUUGGUUUUCUCUGGAGUUCAUGCUGCGUUUUAUCCAGUCACAGAGUAAAUGCAUUUUCCUGAGGACCCCUCUCAACAUCAUUGAUGUCAUGGCCAUCCUCCCGUACUACGUUACUCUGAUUGUGGACUCCUUCUCUGUAGGGAAGAAGCCAGGUGGAUCUGGGAACAGCUACCUGGAGAAGGUGGGCCUAGUCCUUCGCGUGCUGAGAGCCCUCAGGAUCCUCUAUGUGAUGAGACUAGCUCGUCACUCUCUGGGCCUCCAGACUCUAGGCCUCACAGUGCGCCGGUGCACCCGGGAAUUUGGUCUUCUCGUCCUCUUCCUGUGUGUUGCCAUGGCGCUCUUCUCUCCCUUGGUUUUCCUGGCUGAGAGUGAGAUGGGAGCAAAGCAGGAAUUCACUAGCAUCCCCGGCAGCUAUUGGUGGGCCGUCAUCUCCAUGACAACAGUUGGUUACGGUGACAUGGUCCCCCGCAGCAUCCCUGGGCAAGUGGUGGCACUUAGCAGCAUCCUAAGCGGCAUUCUGCUUAUGGCCUUCCCUGUGACCUCUAUCUUUCACACAUUCUCCCGGUCCUACCUGGAGCUUAAAGAGCAGCAGCAUAGAGCUGCCAGGCAGAAGCCUGAGGAUCAUUUCAAAUCCCAGAACAGUGACGACUCCCAGGAAACAGACAGUUCCUUUCCAUUGGGGAUUAUAGAGUCCUCGCUUCACAGGGAAUCCAAGUUAGCAGCUGUGCAUAAGGACAUGGACUGUAGGGCCCAACCAAAGACCUAACGAGACAACAGUGGGAAUCGUUUGAAUUAUAUUUUUGAACAGUAAAAUGUUCCUUAAGAUAUACCUUUUAGAAUGUAAUGGAACACUUUAUUGGAGAGUAUGUUGCUUGGAUUUUUUUUUUUUCUAGCUGCAGUAAGGGAUGAUGAAAAACAGAAAAGUAUUUAUCAUGUGGUUAAAAUCUGUUUUAUACCCCUCUGCACAGUUUUGUUUAUAUAUCAGUUAGGAAGAUAAAUAUAAUCUGCUAUUUUGGACUUGAUACAUAAUUCUACAGAGGAACACACAACAUUUUAUUUUAUUGCAUGCUAGGGGCAUAUCCUAGCAAUAUCAAUUUUAAUAUCUCCUUUUACAUAUGAUUGCCUAAACAGCUUUAUAGAAAGCUAAUGUUGGGCAAACAAAUCAUACUUUUAAAGGAUUCUUUCCCCCAUGUAGGUUAAGUUCUAUAUUGGAAUUUCUACUACAAUUUUCAGAGUUGUUGACUCGGUCACUUUUUUGGGGACUUGAGACUUGACUUGAACGAAUUGACUUGAGACUUGACUUGGGACUUUAAAAUCAAAAUGCUACACCAGUAUUACGGUUUGUGUUACACCCUCGCUGUGCACGUGCUCUCGCUCUCUCUCUCCCUCUCGUGUGUGAGUGUGUGUGUGUGUGUGUGAGUGUGUGUCUCUAUCUACCAAGUCCCUGUCAGUGCAGCCAGAUUUUUUUUGCAACGCCCCGCCAAAUUUUGGAAGUAACCAGCCAAAAAGUAGCUAAAUUGUGUUUUUUUAACCUGUACUUACAUUUAAGACUUAAAUAGGGCUUCUGAUUUUCGGUUUUAACCGAUAAAACCCGAUAAAACACCGCUGAUGCAAAAAAAAACAACAAAAAAACGGUGGAUAGCCAAUAAACACCGGAAAACACCAGUAAAACUGUGGAAAUGGUUAAUCUAUUCACGUUGACUUUACCCUUUUCACAUUAAAAUAAAUAAAACCUACUGCAAAAAUAAUAAUAAAUACAUUUCCCAGUGCUGCUGGGCAAUGUCCCGCCUUCCUGACUUGCAUCUAUCAUUGAUUCGUUCUGAAUACUUUAAACCCGCCCCAACUACUGAAUGACAGCACAUUCCUACAUUUCUAUUGGAGACUCCGCUUGUGAGAUUUAAAACGUGAUUACAAUCAGGAUGGAGGCUUGUUAGUGGGAUUUCAAACUAUAUUACCGUUAAGAUACGGAGGAUUUAAAACAGAAUUGUGGCGAAAUGUACAGAAAUGCGUACACACAAAAACCCCAGAAGAAUGUGCCUGUGACCAUAGGGAUUUCGUUGAGGAAAACAGGAAAGAAGGUACAACUUAAGUGUGCAAGUACUGUCGAGUUACUACUAUACAUAUUUUGACAGGAAAAAAACGCUCAAGCAUUUUGGAAAGUAACCAAAAACACUAAUUUCAUACAGUAUAUCAAUAACGAAAGCCCCGAAAAAAAACGAUUUACAUAAAACUCAAAAAUAGCUAAAAAUAAGCACCAAAAAAUACAAUUAAUAAAACCCGAAAAACAGAAGCCCUAAAUAUAUAUUACAAAAGCAUACACAAGUGCUGCAUAUUUAUUUAAAAUAAAAAAUAACACAGGUAAGUAAUGUUAUAAACGAUUUAUUUAUUUAUAUCUGGGCUUUUCUCAAAAUUUACAGUACAAGCACUGCUGUUUCUUAUGUGAUGAGAUAAAACGUGGUAGAUCCACGAUUUAUUUAUUUUUUUUAUUCAGAAGGUAGUGUAAAAUUAUAUUGUCCUGAACUGUUGGCGUAUAGUCUAUAAAACAAUAAAUAAAAUAAUAAAUUCUAAUUAUAUUUGUACUGAUACAGUUUUUAAUUUGUUAAGAAUAACAAAAAAAAACUUUUUAUGUCUUCCUAUUUUUUUUAAAUAAAUUUAGUAGUCACCAAUUAGUUUUUUUUUUGUUUUCACCAAAUUUAAUAGUGUCCAAUUCUGUUUGUUUAGCUCAGCUCACCGUUACCAUCCCCGCGCUGACUCGGGAAUGGCGAAGACGAGCACACGCUGUCCUCCGAAGUGUGUGUCAUCAGCCGACCGCUUUUUUUCACACUGCAGACUCACCAUGCAGCCAACCAGAGCUACAGCGUCGGAGGACAACGCAGCUCUGGGCAGCUUACAGGCAAGCCCGCAGGCGCCCGGCCAGACUACAGGGGUCGCUGGUGCGCGAUGAGAUGAGAACACCCUGGCCGACCUAACCCUCCCUCACCCCGGGCGGCGCUCGGCCAAUUGUGCGCCGCCCCCUGGGAGCUCCCGUCCUCGGUCAGCAAAGGAAUAGCCUGGUGUCGACGACGUCCAGACUAUAGGGUGCAUCCUGCACUCUACGCGAGUGCUUUUACUGGGUGCGCCACUCGGGAGCCCCCUGCUCUCUAUUUUACAAUUAAACAAGAACCCCGGUCAAAUGCAUACAAGUGUCAUUUAUCUGUAAGAAUACCCAUAUUAACCAGUCCUGAGGAAAGAAGUAAGCGGGUUCACCAUUUUCUUCUUCUUCUGAAUGCAAGUGUGGGCAUGUGUGUGUUUUGUCAUUUUAUCUCUUUGUCUUUUGAUCUCCAGAACAAAGUCACGCCCCAGGGGGAGGGCGUGGCAGGUAUGCAGGGGAUUGUGGUGAUUGAAGUCCUGCACUGAUGAUGAACUCCUAAUCAAAAGGAAUGGGAAAAAAAAAACAUGCACAGUAAAAAUUACAAAGAAAUUGCCAAACCGCCAAAGACAAUAUUUACCCACUAGAUGCAUUCAAAACAAGCCACAUUUGAAACUGUUGUCUUGACUUGGGACUUGAGAAAAAUGACUUGGUUUUAUAAUAUUUUAAGUUGAAUAUAGCAGUAUCUGCAUCCUUGGUUCACAUUUUCAAAAGUCUCGAGCAUCAAUAUUGAAGAGACAGAAAGUUGUUUCUUCUGCCAAGCUACUCUGGCAAGCUGAUUCCUCUUGGCAAAGGUGUCACUGCUUUUAUGUGCAGUGAUUAUCUGGGUAUAUUAAAAAUGGUGAGUACAUAAUAGAAAUGUCACUUUCUGUUAAAAAUUGUGUGGAGGAGUCUGAGAGGUAACUAGUCACUACACAUGGCAUGGAGUCAAGGGAUGGGAGGUAUAUAAUAUUGUGCCUUGGGAGGCAGGCUUUCCCCAUCCUGUUUAAUAAUCAAAAGAUGCACUCUUGGGAAUGUCUUUAGUGGCAUUUUAGCCAUCUUUACUGCACCAAGAUUACUUGCAAAGCAGUUACAUCAUGGCCAUGACUCAAUUAAAAUGCUAAACUUGCUAGCUGGGGGGAGGAGUCAAAAACCAACUUAGAAUGGAAGUUAUCAAGCAGAAGUUCCCUGUUGAGGUUUCUGUUUGUGGGAGAUCUGUGACAACGCCCUGUCUCUUUACCUUCCUAUUUGCUGUAGCUUGUGAACUUAUAUUGAGAGCCAAGAAAUUAUAAAUUAUAAACAUUUAAAGGAUGUUUAAAAAUGUCCUGUGGUAAUGAAGAGAUCUGUAAUUUGUAAACAAAAUCAUAUAUCGCUAAAAGUCUGUAUGUAAUGUUUUUAGGUUCAGCUCAUUUUUAAUAAAAAAAAUAUCAAAUUUAUUUUAACACAAAUAUGUUAUGAUAAUCAGCUAACCAUACCAUGUUUACACAGCAGUGUAUGUAGUUACACCCUGAGAAGUAUUAUUUCAACAGCUUUAGCUACCAGCAACUAAGACUAUGUGGUCCAGUGGUUAAAGAAAGGGGCUUGUAACCAGGAUGUCCCCAGUUCAAAGCCCACCUCAGCCACUGACUCAUUGUGUGACCCUCAGCAAGUCACUUAACCUCCUUGUGCUCUGUCUUUCGGGUGAGAUGUAAUUGUAAGUGACUUUGCAGCUUAUGCAUUAUUCACACACCCUAGUCUCUGUAAGUCGCCUUGGAUAAAGGUGUCUGCUAAAUAAACAAAUAAUAAAUAAGAGUGACAUUUUUUGUUGUAGAUUUAUUUUUGUAUUUUGUUGGAAAAGCCACCCUAUAGCAUAAUUGAUUGUUAAUUAUAUUGCUUUCAAGGGCAUCAGAGCACUGAAACUUGGCAGAUAGAUCUUAUGCUAACUCUGGCACAACUUGCAUUAUGGCACAUAAGGUUGUCAUUGUCCAUAACUUAUACAAGGUUGCAUAUUGCUGUAUAAAAAUAAGCUGUUAGUCAUGUUUGACACAGGCAAAAUUCUGACCUUGAAUACCUUUUGUACAUUGAGUCAAUAUUAUGCCAACAAGAGCAUUUAUCUACUUGACAUUUACUUUAUAGUUGGAAAAUGAACAGUUUAAUUGCCACAUUGUUUAAGCAGUGAUACUGAUCACACACUUGGAGAAGUGUCUUUAGAGUCGGCACAUAGCUGUAUUCUAUGAUUCUCUAAUAAUCACUGCCACCUAUGGGGCUAUAUCAAUGAUGCAGAUCGUUUUCAUAUCCAUUUUACUUCAUGUUUAUAACCAUUCCAUUGCAUAUGCCAUUCACCUUACAUAAUGCUACAGGGGAUGCUUUUUUGCUCACAAAAGCUCCAGUUUCUAGUACUGUAUAUAAUAAACGUAUUACUUACUGAAAGACAGUCUGGGUCAAGAGGUAGGCAUGUUCAUGCCAAGGUAUUACAUUGAAUCGGGUAAAAAGCACCUUUUACAUUAUACUUGUUUGUAAGCUGGCAAUAUUGGACAUGCUGACGCAUAGCAAUAGCCAGGGCAUAAAUAGCCAGAAGCAGUUUUAUUAAACUUGAAUGAUAAACUUGACACCACAGAGAAGUUAAAUAUAAAAAAGGGCAACAAACUUUUAAUUACCAUAAAUAUUUUUCUUUAUUUCUUUUAUUAUUAUUAAUUUCUUAGCAGAUGCCCUUAUCCAAGGCGACUUACAAUUGUUACAAGAUAUCACAUUAUUUUUAUAUACAAUUACAUUUUUUUUUUUUUUUACAUACAAUUACCCAUUUAUACAGUUGGGUUUUUACUGGAGCAAUCUAGGUAAAGUACCUUGCUCAAGGGUACAGCAGCAGUGUCCCCACCUGGGAUUGAACCCACGACCCUCUGGUCAAGAGUCCACACUUUUCCCUUAACUCAUAUUCUAUAUAGACAUCAAACAACUGAACAUGCUCCUGUGCUACAUGUUCUAAAACACAUUUUUAAAACCCAGUCAUAGGAAUAAAGCAAGUACUUUAUAGAGCUUUAUAGUUAAGUGCACAGCCUGAGGUAGUUGCUUGUCCAUAACUGCCUUUGAGAGGAACCAGUUAAAAGUGCUUUUUAUGUGCCUCCCGAGAGGCGCAUCCAGUAAAGGCACUCCACGUGGAGUGCAGGAUGUGCCCUAUAGCCUGGAGGUCGCUGGUUUGAGUCCAGGCUAUUCCACUGCCUACCGUAGACGGGAGUUCCCAGGGGGCAAUGCACAAUUGUCUGAGUGCUGCCCUGGGUGGGGAGGGCUUAGGUAGGCCAGGGUGUCCUGGGCUCACCAUGCACCAGCGACCCCUGUAGGCUGGCCGGGCAUCUGCGGGCCUGCAGGUGGCCCAGAGCUGCGUGGUCCUCUGAUGCUGUAGCUCUGAAGGUAGCUGCAUGGCGGGCCUGAAGAUUGAAAAGAAGUGGACGGCUGACGGCCUUUUCGGGGGGUUGCAGCGGUGAGCCAGGCUUAAAAAAAAAAAAAAAGAAUUGGGCAUUUCAAAUUGGGGAGAAAAUGGGGUAAAAAACAAUUGGCGAUUCCAAAUAAAACAUUUUUAAAAAGUGCUUUUUAUUGAUAUGGAAUUACGUUUUGCUGACCUAAAAACAAAUCAUUUUAAUUAAAUGCCAUAUCAGAAUGUUAAUUAACAUUUUUAAUAAGCCAUUCUUCAACUGCUUUGUUUUCCAACUGGAAAUGUGAGUGCUGUGAGUUAAUAGACACACAAGGAGAAUACUCUCCCUAGUGGACAAUUCUUUAAAACCAUUCAUCUCAAAUUUAAUUGAUGUGAAAUUGCAUUUUAAAUAUAAAGCCUCUUCUCCAGACUUAUGAUAUUCAGCAACCACUAGAUGCAAUGACUGGGGCACCGCUCAACAUCUUUGUGGAACUCCAUCCCUCACAGAGUCAAAGCUGAACACUGGCUUGCUUUAUUGGAUUUUAACAAGUAGUUUAAGGCUGUACUAUUUGAGCAAUACUUCUAUAAAGCAUCUUUAAAUUGCCUGAAAUGGCUGUUUUUUAUGUGGUAGUCACUAACAACCAUAGACAGGCAAUGUCCUGUAAAUUUGGAGAUAGCUGCUUCAGAUAUUCAUCUCCAAGCUAGUGUCACUAUGAGUUUUGAGUGUUUUUCUUUUUAAUGAGAAGGGAUACAGUCUGGUACUAACAAAAAAUGAUCCAUUCCUGUUUCUUUAAUAUUUCCUGACAGAAAGAUAUGAACAGUCUUGUUAGAAAAUGUUUAAAUAGGUAUAAUAUUGCUUUUUUGUAUUUCUUACAGUAUAAGUUGCUUAUUUUUAUUUAAAUCUUAUGGAAUUGUGUAUACAUACAAUGCCCUUUUAGAGCUCAAAUAAUGCCUCCACUCUAAUCUCAUGUUUUUUUUUAAUAGCAUUUCAUAUUAUUUGGUUUUCUGUACUUAAUAAAAA
Molecule: messenger RNA, 9964 nt
Organism: Acipenser ruthenus (sterlet)
Lineage: Eukaryota; Metazoa; Chordata; Actinopteri; Acipenseriformes; Acipenseridae
Product: potassium voltage-gated channel subfamily G member 2-like
Exons: 3
Coding region: 1854-3437 (527 amino acids)
Biological process (GO): protein homooligomerization; potassium ion transmembrane transport
Cellular component (GO): voltage-gated potassium channel complex; membrane
Molecular function (GO): voltage-gated potassium channel activity
Source: RefSeq, a predicted model, not a curated record